This is a messenger RNA of Pseudonaja textilis, 1587 nucleotides long. RefSeq names its product tyrosinase (gene TYR). Gene Ontology annotation, molecular function: tyrosinase activity. NCBI's taxonomy places the organism in Eukaryota, Metazoa, Chordata, Lepidosauria, Squamata, Elapidae. Gene Ontology annotation, biological process: melanin biosynthetic process; pigmentation. The record is from RefSeq and is a predicted model, not a curated record.
AUGUCUCUUUUUUCUAUAAGCCUAAUUUUGGGGAUCCUUCCCCUUGCGUCCAGCCAGUUCCCUCGGUCGUGUGCUAACUCAGACAGCUUGCUGAGGAAGGAGUGUUGUCCAACGUGGCCCGGAGAUGGUUCUCCUUGUGGAGAGCUUUCAGGAAGGGGUUCUUGUAGAGAGAAUCUCCUUUCGGUUGCUCCUCUUGGUCCUCAGUUCCCUUUCUCUGGAGUGGAUGACCGAGAGGACUGGCCAGCGAUGUUUUACAACAAGACUUGCAGGUGCUCAGACAACUUUAUGGGAUACAACUGUGGCGAUUGCAAAUUCAGCUUUGGAGGACCCAACUGCACAGAAAGAAAGCUGCAAAUCAGGAAAGACAUCUUCAAGCUCAGCGCCAGAGAAAACUACCAGUUCCUUGCCUAUCUCAAUUUGGCGAAAUAUUCCACCAGCCGGGAUUUUGUCAUUGCCACUGGAACGUAUGCCCAAAUGAACAACGGCACCACUCCGAUGUUCCGAGACACCAGUGUCUAUGACCUUUUCGUCUGGAUGCAUUAUUAUGCGUCUCGGGACACGCUUCUCGGAGGCAGCAACGUCUGGAGGGAUAUUGACUUCGCGCACGAAGCCCCCGGUUUCCUUCCUUGGCAUCGGCUGUUUUUGCUCCUGUGGGAACGCGAGAUCCAGAAGCUUACUGGGAAUGAAGAGUUCACCAUACCCUACUGGGAUUGGAGAGAUGCUGAAGGCUGUGACAUCUGUACAGAUGAGUACAUGGGAGGCAGACAUCCCAGUCAACCAAACCUAUUGAACCCAGGAUCCUUCUUCUCUUCAUGGCAAGUCAUCUGCACCCAAUCCGAAGAGUACAAUAGCCGCCAAGCACUUUGUAAUGGAACAAACGAAGGGCCUGUCCUUCGAAAUCCGGGGAACCACGACCAAAGAAGAACGCCUCGGCUUCCAACUUCAGCUGACGUUGAAUUUUGCUUAAGUCUGACGCAAUAUGAAACUGGGACGAUGGAUAAGAUGGCUAACUUCAGUUUCCGGAACACUUUGGAGGGUUUUGCAAGCCCAAGUACUGGAAUAUCCAAUUUGUCACAAAGUAGCUUACACAAUGCGCUACACAUUUACAUGAAUGGCUCCAUGUCUCAGGUCCAGGGUUCAGCCAAUGAUCCCAUCUUCAUCCUGCACCAUGCCUUUGUUGACAGCAUUUAUGAACAGUGGCUCCGGAGACACAAACCCCUGCUCCAGGCCUACCCCGAGGCCAACGCUCCUAUUGGACACAACCGGGGAUAUUUCAUGGUCCCGUUCAUUCCUCUCUACAGGAACGGGGAAUUCUUCAUUUCAUCCAAAGAAUUGGGCUACGAUUAUGAAUACCUCGUGGAACCAGCCUCUCCUUUUCAGACUUUCCUCUCCCCUUACUUGGAACAAGCUCGUCAGAUCUGGCCAUGGUUACUCGGAGCUGCUGUCAUUGGUGCCAUUAUUUCAAUGGCGAUCAAAGGACUCAUCACACUAGGGACUCGAAAGAAGAAAAGAAACGUGGAAGAGACCCAGCCUUUACUCAUGGAGGAUGAAAAUUAUCCACACAUUACGUAUCAAUCACACUUAUAA